GUCAGGGUCGUACCACUCGAAGACGCGGAGGGGGGGGAGAGAAAGGAAAGAUGGGAGCUUCCAAUCCAACCCAUCUCAGAGCGGCCGUCUUUUCCCCCUCGCCGCUCUGACCUGAAAACUGGAGAAGGGAGACGGAGCCUACUUCCGGUUGGUUGCCAUGGAAGCCGGAGUCAACUUCCGGCGGCUGUCGGCGAGCCGGGAGGACUUGAACGGAGGAGGGAGGCGGUGGGCGAAGCGCCGCAAUUAUGCCUCCGAAGGAGAAAACCAAGCGCAAACAGAGCUUAAUUGGACUUAGACCUUCAAAAACAAAUUUAAGGAGACGGGAUGAAGAAGGUGGUGUUGAUGUGGGAGAAGGGGCUGAUGAAUGGACACAGGCCAAGACUCUCAUCAAGCCCGCAGACCAGCUGGAGUUGACCGAUGCCGAACUGAAAGAGGAGAUCACCCGGAUCCUGACAGCCAAUAACCCGCAUGCUCCACAGAACAUCGUCAGAUACAAUUUCAAAGAGAGAGCCUAUAAGCAAACCACAGCGGUGGAGCAGAUGGCGGUCCAUUUCUCCCUUUGUGGGAACCUGAUCUUCAAAGAUUCGGAUGAAGGUCGGAGGCAGAGCUUGCGCCAGAGCCAGAUUGCUGGUAGUGUGAAAAUCUGUGCAUCCGUCGGCGCAGUAGAAGGAGAGGAAAAGACCGAGCAGCUGGUAACGUUUCAUGGCAACCGAUCAACGGACAAUAUGUUGGCUGAAGCCCCAGAAGAAAAAGACCAGGAUGAGCAACCUCGUGCCCGGCCGGUGCAAGAACGGAAGCUCACCAACCAGUUUAACUUCAGUGAGAGAGCCUCACAGACCUACAACAACCCUGUGAGGGACAGGGCAUGCCAGAUGGAGCCCCCUCCGAGAGCGACCUUCUCCGCUACUGCCAACCAGUGGGAAAUCUAUGAUGCUUAUGUGGAAGAACUCCAGAAACUAGAAAAGUCAAAAGAGAAGGAAAAACAAAAAGCUCCAGUGGCAAAAAAGGAAGACCAGAUGAGGGGCAGAAAAUUAACUUCUCUGGAAUCUCAGAGUGACGAUGUGACCAAGGUCGCAAAGGCAACAAAGAUCGUGGAGCGGAUGGUGAAUCAGAACACUUUCGACGAUAUCGCCCAAGAUUUCAAAUACUUUGAAGACGCCUCUGACGACUACCGGGACAAUCUGGGGACGCUGCUUCCCCUAUGGAAGUUCCAGCACGACAAAGCCAAAAGGUUGGCCGUCACUGCCCUCUGCUGUCUUCUGAUGUUGGACUCCCUACGGCCCUCCUGCCACAUGCAUGUCUAUCCCUUGGAACACGGAGCUCUCUGCCGUUGGUCAGGACAUCGUGCGCAUGAUGACUUCAUGAAGCAGAGUCGAGGCAUGCUCUUGCUCUACACCUUGAAGAACCCCUCCUACCCUGAGUACAUCUUCAACAGCGAGAGCGGCAUCAUGUGCCUUGACAUCCAUGUGGACCACCCCUACCUGAUUGUGGUGGGCUUCUAUGAUGGCAACGUGGCCAUCUACAAUCUGAAGAAGCCGGCCAGCUCCCAGCCGGGCUACAAGAGCACAGCCAAGUCUGGCAAGCACACGGACCCUGUGUGGCAGGUCAAGUGGCAGAAGGACGACAUGGACAAUAACUUGAACUUCUUUUCAGUCUCCUCUGAUGGACGCAUCGUGUCUUGGACGCUGGUUAAGAACGAGCUGGUUCACACCGAUGUCAUCAAACUGCUGGUGGAAGGAACGACCCUGGAAGGGCCCGAGGGGCUCCAGCUGCAGACCACCGGCUGUGGGACCUCCUUUGACUUUCACAAGAAGAUUGAUUACUUGUUUCUCGUGGGCACGGAGGAAGGCAAAAUCUACAAGUGUUCCAAGUCCUAUUCGAGCCAGUUCCUGGACAUCUUCCAUGCGCACCACAUGGCUGUCGAUGCCGUCAGCUGGAACCCCUUCCACAGCAAAGUCUUCAUUUCCUGCAGCUCCGACUGGACAGUGAAGAUCUGGGACCACACGAUCAAGACCCCCAUGUUCAUCUACGACCUGAAUGCGGCGGUUGGCGACGUGGCCUGGGCUCCUUAUUCCUCCACCGUCUUCGCUGCUGUUACCACCGAUGGAAAGGCCCACGUCUUCGAUCUGAGCGUCAACAAAUAUGAGCCCAUCUGCAACCAGCCAGUGGUGGCCAAGAAAAAGAACAAGAUCACGCAUGUCCAGUUCAACGCCAUCUACCCCAUCAUCAUCAUUGGAGACGACCGCGGCCACGUGACCUGCCUGAAGCUUUCUCCCAACCUUCGCAAGAUGCCCAAGGAGAAAAAAGGCCAGGAGGUCCAGAAAGGCCCCGAGGUGGAGAUCGCCAAGCUGGACAAAUUGCUGAAUCUGGUGAGAGAGCCGGCAGCCAAAAGCAGCAAGUAAGGAAGGGGGGGAGACCCUCCCUCCCUGAUGUGCCCCCUCUCUGCCCCGCCACCCAUGUGGCCAGGAAGACCCAGGCUCCGGGAACAGGCACCCCAUUGUUUGGGCCAGGGCCCUGCAUGAACAGCUGCGCCAGCACCUUUUCAUUCCGAGACAAAGAGGGCUUUGUGUGUUUUUGGUUUUGCAUCCACAGAUUAAAAAGCUGAGGACGGACAGCACCCGAAUGGGUGCAGCCUCAUA
Messenger RNA from Pogona vitticeps (central bearded dragon), 2639 nucleotides. Lineage: Eukaryota; Metazoa; Chordata; Lepidosauria; Squamata; Agamidae. The record is from RefSeq and is a predicted model, not a curated record.